Molecule: messenger RNA, 1107 nt
Organism: Rhodamnia argentea
Lineage: Eukaryota; Viridiplantae; Streptophyta; Magnoliopsida; Myrtales; Myrtaceae
Product: disease resistance protein Roq1-like
Exons: 2
Coding region: 130-930 (266 amino acids)
Source: RefSeq, a predicted model, not a curated record
ACAAGCGAAGUGUUUAAAAACUUGCCGAGCUCAAGGUUCCUUCAAUUAUGUUGGAAGGCUUUAAGCGGAGACUUUAACGAAUUGUUUUCUGAAUUAAGAUGGCUUCGGUGGUUAUACAUUGAACCUAACAUGUCUUCUUCGGCGAGCAAUUUGCAUCUACAUAAAUUAGUGGUGCUCCAGUUGUCGCGGAACAAGCUCACAGAGGAUUGGGAAGGGUGGCGUUUGAUCAUGACGGCAAAGCGGCUAAAAGUUCUUGACCUUUCAUAUAGCCAGGAUUUAAGAUGCACUCCUGAUCUCUCGACUUUCACAGAGUUGGAGAUUCUCAUCUUGAAAGACUGUUACAAACUAGAGCAAGUCCACCCUUCUAUCGGCAAAGUCAAGAGCCUCGUUUCCUUGGACUUGACUUACUGUGGCAAGCUGCAGAAGCUACCAACAGAAGUGGGCGAACUAGAAGAACUGAAAGAACUUCUUUUAGUUUAUGCUGGUAUUACAGAGAUUCCUAUGUCAAUCGGUUCUCUAAGGAAGCUACAGAAACUGAGUGCCUCAUCUUGUCGGUCAUUGGUUGAAAUGCCUCUCUCAAUCGGGAAUCUUUCUUCGCUUGAGAUUCUCCUUAUCACUGGCACAUCGAUAUCUCACCUACCAGAAAGCAUCCAGAAUCUUUCUUUUCUCCAAAGCCUUGACCUAAAGGGCUGUAAGGAGCUCCGGUCAUUGCCUGCGCUUCCUUCCGGCUUAACAUAUCUUCAGGUCAAUUCCCCGAUUCCCAUAUUGCCUCAGCUUUCUUGCCUAAUCCACCUAGAAGAACUUUAUCUUUGUGGAUGCAAUCAACUUGAGUACAUCCCAGAGCUUCCCUCGAGACUCUUGAAACUUUGUGCGGACUCCUGUCCUAAGCUGAUAUUGCCUAAGCUUGACGGAUUCAAGUAUUUGGAAUAGUUGUCAGUAAAGCACUGCAAUUCCAUUGAAAGAAUGGACCUCUCACAAUUGAAUCGCCUGAAAGGAUUGGACGUUGAGUAUUGCGAUAGUCUUGUUGAAAUUCAGGGCGAAGGUAAAUGGGAGUUCUUGGAGACGGUACGUAUAUAUAGGUGCAAGUCCAUGAUAGGCUGAUCCUUC